This is a messenger RNA of Seminavis robusta, 2252 nucleotides long. The record is from the annotation of a GenBank genome assembly. NCBI's taxonomy places the organism in Eukaryota, Bacillariophyta, Bacillariophyceae, Naviculales, Naviculaceae.
AAGGAGGACCAAGCAAAAUCAAAGACGAAACUUCUUGGAAAAUUGAAAGGGAAACCUCGAAGAAAGACGCCAGAGUUUAGUUUCGGUCCUUUGAACGAGAGAGAGCAAGCACGUUGGGACCAUGGUGAGCACACGUAGAAGAAGACUUGCCGCAGAAACGCCCGAGUCUCCGGAAGCAACCCCGAAUGGUCAAGACAAAGAAACAACAACGCCGCAAAGGGGGGGUCCUUCAUUCAAGGGGACACCCAGAAAAAUCGAGAAGGAAAUGACAACGCCAAAACGAUCGAGGAGUCCAACAAGACAAUCCAGAUCCAAGAGUCCUACACCAAAGAGGGAGAGAUCCAAAAGUCCCACCAGACAAUCCAGAUCCAAGAGUCCACCAAAACAGUCCCCUGACAAAAGCCCUGCUGCAAAGAAAACCAAAGAUUCCAUGGAAACUGCAAAGGAACCAGUCAAUGCAAGCGAGGUAAAAGAAAUCGAGCAGCAAUCCACAGUCUCCGAUUUGCCAGUGAUCCAAGAGAGCAAACCUGAUGAAAGAGACACUGAAGCAGCAAAAGCUGAAAAGAAUCAAUCUCCUUCCCCAAAGAAAAGUUCUCCAGGACGUAGUAAGGCAUCAUCCAAAACGCCAGUGGAGAGCAAAGAGGUACCCAUGGAAGAAGAAAAGGGUGGUGACAAUAGCAUAAAAUCAGGUGGAUCUCCUUCCCCAAUCAAGCCCUUUUUGAAGAUUGCAGAAUACAAGAAAGAGCAGCAAGAAGAAAAGGAAACCCCCAAUUCGCGCAAAUCCAAAAGGAAAAACAACAACAAAAAGAAUGGCAGCACCAAAACCAGCGGCUCCCCUUCACCAAACAAGCCAUCAGGUACAGUGUCUGAAACAACUGAAUGCAAAGAUGAUGUUCCCAUGGAGGAAGAGCACGAGGCAGACAAAGACACUGAUAAAAAAACAGAUGGCAAGUUAGGCAAGUCCAAAACACCACAAAAGCAAGAGGAGACCCCAGGGGCGUCGUCAGCACAAGAAGACGAGGCAGCUUUUGUUGAAAAGUCAACAAAGCCGCUCCAACGUUUGCCCAAAAUCACGACAUUAGUUGGGAAAACAACCACCACCAAACGAAAAAAGAAGAAAGCCCCUCGCAACGAACUGACGAGCUUCAUUCCCGGCUAUACGGCCAAACUCCAACUGGACUCUUCGUCUCUUGACAGUCAACGACCCGGCUUGGAUGCCUUGCGCAAGCGUGCGUUGGUUACCGACAAGACAACCGCAGGAUUUGUCAAGGGAACAUUGGCCAACCAAAAGCGCACCGAAGCGGUCGUGGCAACACAGCAACACAAGACAACAAUGACAUGGUCCUCCACGAAAGAUGGCAAAGUGGUCAAGUCAUCCUUCAAACUGGGAACCAAACGGGACGCUCCCAAUCAUGCCGGAGAUCAAUGGUUUGGCAUGGUCCCGACACCCAUGACAGAAGAUGUCAAACGCGAUCUCAAGGUGAUCCGCUAUCGUAACUAUUUGGAUCCCAAACGAUUCUAUAAAUCGGCCGAUACCACCAGCAAGUUUGUCCAAGUGGGAACUGUCGUGGAAGGGACUGCGGAAUUCUACUCGUCGCGGUUGACCAAGAAGGAACGACGGGCCAAUCUGACGGAAGAGCUUAUGGCGGAUCACGCCACGGCCGACUAUACCAAACGCAAACACACAUCCAUGCAACAAGCAAAGGGUCAACAAAGUCGAAAGAGGCAAAAGCAAACGUCAUCCAAGAAACGUGGCAAGAGAUUUCAUGCAUAGCGUACAUGUCAGACGAUAUUGGAAGCCAACAGCUGUAAUAGCUCUUGUAUGCAUGGUAGUGUACGAGUGCCCUAUCGGUCUAUUGAUGGGGAUGGAUACUGUAGCUAGCUAAAAGGCAUAAUCGUACCAUCCAGCCUACCGAUCGCAUUUCUGUAAUACGAACCGUUGUCCUUGCUUAGCAUCUGGAGAAGCAAAAUGGAAAGCUUUUGUUCAAGCAAAUCUAAACCUUAUGUUGAUGGCGAGGGAUCCUGUAGCUACCGGUAGCUAAGGCAUAACCGUGCGAUUGAAAGGAAAAAGCGGAAAACCAGCCCACAUUAGUCCUUUGGGUGAGAGCCCCAACCCAUGUGGCCCAUGUUUUUGCGGCUGCGUUCCUUGUUUCAGAUGGUCAGUCAAAGAAAGGGGAGAACCUAAAUGUACAAAGGACCAACUGCCAUCCAGCCUACCAAUCCCAUUUCUGUAAAACCAACCGUUGUCCUUG